UACCUCCUACUUGUGGGGGGGCUAACUUCUCUCUCUCACGAGGACGCGAAUGAGCGCGCGCGCUCGGCCGAUGCGUGUCGUCGUGGCCUGCCGAUUCUUCGUGCAGGGGGAGCGAGCCUGCGAACGAGCACCUGGAUCGGGGGAUCGGUUGAUCCAGAAGUCGUGAACCGAGCAAAACCAGUUCGAUAGGUGCCAGCCGUGGCGAACAGGUCGAGCCGGCGGCUGCCAGUCCGAGUAUACCUCCGAGAGGUAUCCUCCUCUUCCCCAUCCGAGGGUUUCCGUCGCGAACCUGUCUGUCGCACGCGACGUAUGAUAUCUCGUGCCUGCCGAGUGGGUGUCCCAAGGUCGGUCGAAGGGCGUUCUUCGAAGCUCGUGAAGGUCGCAGGGUCACAGAUGAGACGGGGAGGCGCCGGGCGCGGGAGACACCACUCGACAGGCUUCGACCACGUGGCCGCAGCUGUUCACCGGGGAUUCGCGAUCGAGGGUGCGAGAUCUGGGUCUGACUGACGCCAGGUGAUCCAGGUGAUCCAGGUGAUCUCGUGAAACGCGUAGAAUCUAAUUCAACGAUCACAUCAUCAAGAAGAGAUGAUGCAUCGCCGUGCGGUCUGACAACUUGAAGGAGUUUUGUAGCAACGUCUCAUCAGAAGCAGAAGGAACAGCGGCGGUCUGUCGAGCGGUGUCAGUCAAGAUGUGCGACCGGCGGAAACAGGCCUGGGCCGCCGUUAUCAUUGGCAACGUGUUGAUCUACACCGUUGUUAUUGCCAGCCCGAUCUAUGUUCCUCAAUUUCAACCAGGAAGCACGGGAAGAAACAUCAGACACUUGCCCUGCGUGUCACGCAGAAGCGGUGAGACCGGUGUGUGCAUGUUCGCGUUUACCUGUGCGAAGGCUAAUGGCACGCAUCUUGGCACCUGCAUCGAUCGCUUCUACUUCGGUAGCUGCUGCAAGAUUGACGACGAGCCGGACAUCUUCCCGCAGGACAAUAGCAUCGACGACGGUCCGUCGCCACCAAGGCCGUUCAUCACGACCCACAGGCCUAUCGGGAGCAGCGGCAUACCGGAGUACUUCGCGAGGCCCAAGCCGACCGAUGAAAAGAAACCAGUCGUGGCUUCGCAAAUCACGACAACGUCUGCAUUCUUGAAUACGCAAAGCACGCUAACUUCGGCAAGUACGAUGAGAGACACCACGAAAUUCGUGACAAAGAAGCCAACGAUCACGACGAUAGAAACGACCACGCAGACUACUCGCCUCUCGACAUUCCAAACCGUGCAAAACGCUGCCGGACCUAGCACGGAAGCCUUGUUGAAGAAAACCAACAGUACUGUAAAUAUUCUGUCAAGUAUAUCACCAAGUACACCGAGACAACCUACGAAACCGUCCACUUUGGCCUAUACCUUACGACCCAGCACCGUAAAUCUAACAAAACUGACGACCAUCACGACAUCUUCGAAAACGACUACGAAGAAACCUGUUGUUGUUUCCACGACAACAGCGCAGAGACCAACAGUGCAGACAUCCCAGAAACCACUUUCCUCGACUACUCGUAGGCCGAUUAUUCAAUACGAAUCGACCACGACUACGAUAAAGAACGUGCUCGCGACCACCACGCAAAAAGUGGUGCCUUCGACGAGAUUCCCACCGAGAAAUACAACGUCGGUCAAACCGUUGACUCAGACGUCCACGAGAAAGCCUAGCACUAAGAGGCCUAGCACUGUUACCACCACUGUGACAUCGAAACGUCCAGUGGUGACUACGAAGAAACCCAGUACAUUGACGAAGAGACCGUCAACCUCUUCGAAGCCUCUCACGAAUUCCAGCUUUGGCACGACUUUGCCGAUAACGACCAGGCCUUACUCAACCUCCGGAUCGUUCAGCAGCAUUGGAUCUUCCAGCAUAGUCAAUCGAGCAACGGAGAGUACUUUAGCCUCCACUGGGAUUAGACCGUCGACUGCAACGACGGCAGUUACGAGCUCGAGCAGUCAGAAGACCACCAUUACGACGAAGAGUCCGGAUCAAAAAGUGUCUAUCACAAAAACAACGACACCGAAGACAACCUCGAAAACAACAACGAAGCCAUCGACGAUCAGGACAACCACCGCUAGAUCGACAACGGCUAGAACAACGAUCACGAAAUCGACCACGACCAAACCAUCGUCGUUGACCACGACGAGAUUGAAACCCACUAAGAUCACUAGUACUACAACGAAGACCACCAAACCCGAAUACACCACCAUCACGACAACCACGGAGAGAACGAGACCGUUGACGUCAACUGUCAGUUCAACGAUUGAAGUUACGAAACCAAAACCCAGCACUACAAAACCAACUCCUUUGACGAAGGUUCCUGUAAACACGUCCAGCAUUGUGGAGGUCACCACAAGUAUCUCGAGUUCGAUAUCCACGUUUACCGUUAGAAACGAGAGCACCUCGACCCACGUACCUCCUACGAAGGGUCAGAAUGUUAAUCACACCCUUGAGGAGAUCCCGUUGACUACAUAUUCGCCCGGACUAGUGACGUGGAGCUCCAACUCCGAUGAAGUUUCGACUAAGGCGUCCAACGAAACGUCUUCGUCAACGUCAACUUCAACGGUAGCUACAUCAUCAGAGCAAGCGGAAACUGAUUGGUCGCCGAUAACGACUCCGGAUGGUUGGAUAAUGAUUCAGUCGCCCACCACCGAAAUGUUACCGCAGACUCAAGAGUCGACGACCGAACCGGUUGCGGAAUCCACUAUACAGUCUUUGACUUCUGCCAAACCGAUAACAGAGAGCACUAUUAUCCCCGACACCACGAAGACACCGACGGUGAUCACUUUGCUGUCAACGAUCGCCAGCGUUACGAUCGACUCGGAACUUCCGGUACCGAUGGAGACCCUCAAUAUGUCAGACUACAAACAAGUGUGCGGACGAAGACUGUUCCCGGAGCCCAAGAUCGUCGGUGGUGAUCGAAGCUCCUUCGGAAAAUGGCCUUGGCAGAUCUCAUUACGUCAAUGGCGAUCGCAGACGUAUCUACACAAAUGCGGCGCGGCAUUGUUGAACGAGAACUGGGCUAUUACCGCGGCGCACUGCGUCGAAAGCGUUCCACCUAGCGACCUAUUGUUAAGGAUCGGUGAACACGAUUUGUCGAACGAAGACGAGCCGUACGGAUAUCAAGAAAGAAGAGUGCAAAUUGUGGCGAGCCACCCACAAUUUGAUGCGCGUACCUUCGAGUACGAUCUCGCUCUAUUGCGAUUCUACGAGCCUCUUCUGCCGUUCCAACCAAACGUCCUCCCGAUUUGCCUGCCCGACGACGAUGAAACCUAUGUUGGUCGUACCGCCUACGUUACUGGCUGGGGCAGACUUUACGACGAGGGGCCACUACCAUCCGUGUUACAGGAGGUUGCAGUACCGGUUAUCAAUAAUAGCGUAUGCGAAGCGAUGUACAGAAACGCGGGUUACAUCGAGCACAUUCCGCACAUAUUUAUCUGCGCCGGUUGGAGAAACGGCGGGUUCGACUCUUGCGAGGGUGAUAGCGGCGGUCCGAUGGUCAUCCAAAGAGCGCGAGACAAGCGAUGGGUCCUUGCCGGGAUCAUAAGCUGGGGAAUCGGUUGCGCCGCGCCCAAUCAGCCCGGCGUUUACACGCGUAUCUCGGAGUUUCGCGAAUGGAUCAAUCAGAUCCUGCAAUUCUGAGCGUCUCGGCGAAAGAGCGUGCUCCGCGCUCUCGAAAUUCGCGCUUUCACGUCGCGUCGACUCCUACGGACGUUUGUAACGAUCGCCAAGCGGACGGACGGCACCAUCUGCCGGAGCUGUGAGCCAAGUGCAAUUUAGUAGAAAAAAAAGUAAAAGAUCCCAGUGGAGAUUCACAGAGAUCUGUGCGCGUGUUGCGAACUUGGACGACAUGUGGAGCCACUGAUUCGAUUUUCGCGUGUGAAGCCGCGACGUAUGUACACGCGAUUUCCCGGGCAAAUCCAACGUGUUACAACGAUACGGUAAAGGGACAAAGGGCGGUAUCGAUUUGCGAUAUCGGAGACACUGUGAAUAUCAGUGAUAAGCACAUCGGAUUUUGUGACAAAGGAUCGAAAUUUUCGAUCAACUUAGAUUCAUUUAUCUAGAAUCGAUUUAAAAUAGUUAAUUCCAGGACACGGAAUCACUUUUUUAAAGUAAAUUAUUCUUUUAGAUAUCUACAAAUGCUGUUCAGCACUAAUUUUUCAAGUUUUUUCCUUUUACCAAACAUAUAUUGAUUAUUUUUUUCUAAUGUGUUCAGUUUGCUCAAAGCCUGAUUUAUUAAAUGCAUAUAAAAAUGCAUGUGAUUACGCUAAUUGAUAAAUUUAAAAAAAAAAUAUUGGAUAUGUUACUAAUUUACUAAUAGACAAAAAUACGCUAAUUUGUGUGUUGAAUCUCAGCUAGAACUCAAUCACACACACAUUUUCAAAAAUAAUUUUUAAUUUUGAAUUCAAAUAAAUUAAAAUAAUGU
This is a messenger RNA of Temnothorax curvispinosus, 4448 nucleotides long. RefSeq names its product serine proteinase stubble (gene Np). Gene Ontology annotation, molecular function: serine-type endopeptidase activity. Gene Ontology annotation, biological process: proteolysis. The record is from RefSeq and is a predicted model, not a curated record. The transcript is spliced from 11 exons. Bases 689 to 3664 code for a protein of 991 amino acids. Lineage: Eukaryota; Metazoa; Arthropoda; Insecta; Hymenoptera; Formicidae.